This is a messenger RNA of Fusarium musae, 1644 nucleotides long. It is a transcript of the gene CCT8, whose product is annotated as T-complex protein 1 subunit theta. Gene Ontology annotation, biological process: protein folding. Gene Ontology annotation, cellular component: chaperonin-containing T-complex. The record is from RefSeq and is a predicted model, not a curated record. Bases 1 to 1644 code for a protein of 547 amino acids. Gene Ontology annotation, molecular function: ATP binding; ATP-dependent protein folding chaperone; ATP hydrolysis activity. The transcript is spliced from 4 exons. Lineage: Eukaryota; Fungi; Ascomycota; Sordariomycetes; Hypocreales; Nectriaceae.
AUGUCACUCAAUAUCCCCAACGCCCCCAACGCGGGCUUAUUCAAGCAAGGUUACAACAACUACGACUCCGAAGAUGGUGCUGUACUUCGCAAUAUCGACGCCUGCAGAGCGAUUGCGUCCACGGUUCAGACCUCGCUUGGCCCCUAUGGCCGCAACAAGAUUGUCAUCAACCAUUUGCAAAAAAUGAUUCUUACAUCUGACGCUGCGACCAUCCUACGCGAACUCGACGUUGUCCACCCCGCAGCCAAACUCCUCGUCAUGGCUAGUCAGCAACAAGAAGCCGAGAUGGGCGAUGCCACCAACCUUGUCAUUGUCCUCGCUGGCGAGCUGCUUCGAAAGGCGGAGGAUCUGCUGCGCAUGGGCCUCAAGACAUCAGAUAUCGUCAUCGGUUACGAGAAGGCCCAGAAGUUUGCUCUUGAGACCCUUGAAGAGCUGGCUGUUGACAAAGUGGAGGAUAUGCGGGAUCAGGAAGAGCUGAGCAAGGCCAUCAGCACGGUUAUUGCCAGCAAGCAAAACGGAAACGAGGCAUUCCUUGCCGAUCUUGUUGCCGAGGCUGUUCUCAAUGUUCUCCCCAAGAACCCUGCCAACUUCAAUGUCGACAAUAUCCGCGUGGUCAAGAUCAUGGGUGGAAGCCUGGAGCAGAGCAGAGUUGUCAAGGGCAUGGUUUUCCCUAAGGAGCCUGACGGUUCGGUCAAAAAGGCCAGCCGCGCCAAGGUUGGUGUCUUCACCUGUCCGAUCGACGCUGGUCAAACCGAGACCAAGGGUACUGUUCUUCUGCACAACGCCAAAGAGAUGAUGGAUUUCACAAAGGGUGAGGAAUCUCAACUUGAGACUUCCAUCAAGGAACUUUACGACUCCGGCCUCCGGGUUGUUGUUUGUGGUGAACGUGUCGGCGAUUUGGCGAUGCACUACCUGAAUCGAUUCGGAAUUUUGUGCAUCCGAAUUCUGAGCAAGUUCGAACUUCGAAGAGUCUGCCGUGUUGUCGGUGCCACCCCCCUGGCGAGGUUGGGGGCUCCUAUGCCCGAUGAGAUGGGAAGCAUCGAUGUCGUUGAGACCCUUGAGAUUGGUGGUGACCGAGUUACAGUCUUCCGACAGGAGGAUGAGGUUACUCGAACCGCUACCCUUGUGCUUCGAGGAGCAACUCAGAACCAUCUUGAUGAUAUUGAGCGCGCCGUCGAUGAUGGUGUCAACGUCGUCAAAGCCAUUACCCGCGACCCGCGGUUGGUUCCUGGUGCCGGUGCUACAGAAGUCGAGUUGGUUGAAAGGAUACAAGCUCACGGUGAGAAGACUCCUGGACUUAGCCAGUACGCGAUCAAGAAGUAUGGCGAGGCUUUUGAGGUUGUUCCCCGCACCAUUGCUGAGAGCGCCGGACUUGACGCCACUGAGGUUCUCAGCCGCCUUUACGCUGCCCAUGCCAACAGUGACGCUUGGGAUAUUGGCGUUGAUAUUGAGAACGAUGAUAACACUGGUACUAUCGAUGCCAAGGACGAAGGUAUUCUGGAUCUUCUCAUCUCCAAGCAGUGGGCCAUCAAACUUGCUACAGAAGCCGCACGCACCGUCUUGUCUGUUGACCAGAUCAUCGUGGCACGACAAGCUGGAGGACCCAAGCCCCCCGGACCCAACCCUAACUGGGACGAGGACUAA